AUAAUGAUUUUUAAAAAUUAUUUCUUAUCUUUAAACAGUUAGAGGUCAUAUGAUAUUAGAUAUUAUUAGAGUUUAAGGUUUUAACGUAAGUUAGGAAGUUUUAUUAACUAUGUCUGACAAUUUGCCAGUUAAAACCUGCGAUUGCGGUUCAAACUGUAGUUUGGAUUUGAAAACUCCAAGAAAUGUAUAUCUUUCCGCUUUUUAUAAAAGGAGUUUUGCGUUCUACACGGUUAAACAUCGAAUGCCAGUGAUCUUAACAAACCUAAUAGACAAUUUAGUGAGACAUAAAUCAGAAAUUAAAGAAAAAUAUGGAAAUGAAGCUGUAGAUGAGUUGAAAACAAUUAUAGGAGAAAUAUCAGAGUUUAAAUAUGAGGUCCAAACAAAUAAACCAUUAAAAUUAUUAAUUGGCAAUGCUCCAGAUGUAAACAUUUAUAAUGAAUAUAUUAAGAAGCAAAGUGUUGCUGAAGGACAUACUACUCAUUUUCAUACUAUCUGGCUGUUAACGGAAUGUUACAUGUAUAGAAGGAUAAAACAGAUAUUUGAAACAAAACCCCAUCUUAAGGAAUAUGAUUAUUUUGAACAACAGAAGCAGGAUGCAUACACAGGAGCCAUUCAAUUAAUAGAAAAUAUGAGUGAACAUGUCUUACAUGUUCUUAACAAUAAAAACCCAGCAGACCAAAAUGAAUUUAUUCACAUGUUAAAACUCAAUUUAUGGGGAAACAAAUGUGAUUUGUCUUUAUCAUUAGGAAAAGCAAGUGAUAUGUCAUCGCUUUUUGAUACUGCUGCUUUAGAUCCUUACAUUUUGUGUGACCAUUCCAAACAAAUUUGGGAAGGCAUAUCGACAGAUAAAAGUUCUGAUAUUAUAGAUAUUGUUUUUGAUAACUCUGGCUAUGAAGUAUUCACUGACUUAUGUGUAGCAGAUUACAUAAUAACAAAAGGUUUAGCAAAAUCAAUGCGAUUGUAUGUAAAAACUAUACCUUGGUUCAUAUCAGACGUCAUGGAGCAUGAUUUUUAUUGGACAAUAAACCAAUUAAAAGCUAGCGAAAAUCAUAAUCUACAAGUAUUAGGACAAAGGUGGUCCAAAUAUGUUGAAGAUGGAAUAUGGACAAUAGUCGCUUCAAAUUUUUGGACACUACCAUAUGAUUUUACCUACAUGGCAGAUGUAGAUCCACAGUUGUACAAGAAAUUAGGGGAAGCUAAAGCAGUAUUUUUCAAAGGGGAUUUGAAUUAUAGAAAAUUGUUUGGGGAAAAAAACUGGGAUCCAACAACUUCUGUCGACACAGGUUUACAAUCAUUUCACCCAUCAAAGUUGUGUAUAAUUCGAACUAUCAAAGCUGAUAUUGUUGUUGGUAUUCCUAAUGGCAUCGCGGAGGAAAUCGAAGCAAAGGAUCCUAAAUGGAUGCACAAUGGAGAAUAUGGAGUUAUACAAUUUUCAAAAAACAAAGUUGCUAUUCAAUCGUUAUAAGUGUUAGGUAAAAAGUCUAAAAAAAUGUAUAAUAUGAUAUUGCUCGAAUUAAUAUUUUAAAUGAAAUAAUGUUUUUCUUAGCCUAAUGUGAUGUAUACAGGGUGAUCAACUUUUGUGACGAAGUCUGUUAUAUCUGUUAUUAUAGGAGAUACCAAAACUAUUCACAAAAACAGGGUCUUCCAUAACAUUGUACUACAUUAACCCUUAAUGACCAAAUUUAUAUAAAAAAAUUUAAAUACUCUAAUGUUAUUAAAAAUGGCGAAAUCAAGAAAUUGUAGUAAUGAAAAGUUCAAAAAAUGUUAUUGGGAUAUUUUAGGGGGAUUGAUGCAAAUUCGAUACUAUUGUCAUCAAAGCUUUGAAUUUAUUAAUCAAAAUACAUACUGUUUUUUAAUCCAUAGUGCAUAUAAUUAUUCUGUAUGAAAUUGUUUAAAACAAUUUAAAUGUUUAUUUAGAUAUAUUUACAUUACCAUUUCCACAAGUCUAAUUGGUUUGACUUCCAUUAUUUUGUUUCUUGCAUCUUUGAUUACAGGCCAGUCACAACUCCAUAUGUUAUAAUAUUUUACGAAGUAAGUAGUGAAGUUGAAUCUCUCUUCUUCUUUUUUCAUAAUCGUUUUAUAACGGUCCAGUACACAGUUGACUUCUUUUGUGAAUACCUAUAUAUUUUCCCUCCCAACACAACAAUUCUACUAUUUUAGUGCGGAAUUUGAGCAGAUCCGUGUGUUGCUUUUUUCCCACUCCCAAAGAAUUACAGUUGCGUAGGUAUAGGAGCCAAGCAUUGACAAUAGCAAUAUCUAUUAAGUGAGAAAUGAUAUAUGUAUAACCAUUUAUGUAAUAUUAACAGACUUUUUGUUAGUUUUGAUUCUCCCUGUAGUACAUUUAAAUGUAUACAAGGGUACAGGGGUUUUCAGACCUAAUUUACAAGAACGAGCCAUCUGCGAAAUAACACCAGAUGUGUGUGUGUGUGAGAUAAGGGACCUACAAUUCCAUCUACAAAAUCAGUCAAGUUUUAUCUCUCAAACCACACAUAUGUGUAUGCGUUUUGAGUUAAAAGUACCUGACACUUCGUUUGAGUGUUGUGACCGAGACAGUGGUUGAAUGCAGUAAGGUUGUAUUAUCAAUUUUGUGGUUCCUGUAUGUUGGUGAUAGCAGUUGGUGCUAUCAUUUCCUUGAGUAAGGUACAAUACGCCAUUUAUCAUGUUGCUGCAUAUAUCAAGUACAUUACUUGUUAUGGCAUAUAAAUUUCAUAUUUGUUUAGAACUGAAAUUCAAACCAGGAAAUCUAUUUACUCAUAUCGUCCCCAAAGCUUGAAAACCUUAUAUCGAAAGGUCCACAAGAAGUUUUAGAGACGAAAACCAAUUAUCAAAAUAAAUUAUGAGAUUUUUUCCUAAGGUCUAAUGUUAUUUCAAAAUAACAUUUUAAAUAGGUCCAAGUCUACAAUAUGUGGAGAUUUCUCAAUCUUACCAGUAAAUAUGUCAAAAACAUGUGCAAGUCCACUGCUACAACAAAUUAUGAAUAUUUUGUGACCCCAUUUAUGGUUUAUUGGGAAGAUAUUGCUUCAAACAUGAUUGUCCCUUGAACAGAACCAUCUGCUAGUCAACACUGAGAAUUUGCUCUUGGGAAAUCUGUAAGGAUUCUAAUAGUUUGUCUAUUAGUGGCCUAAUUUUAUGUAAUUUAUCACAAUUUUGAUCAGUACAUUCAGGUGCUUCAGUAUUAUCAUUUACUUGAAGUUAUCUUACAUAUUUCUUCCCACCUAUCCCUACUCAUUACAUCUGUAACCUGAGUUACUAGAUGCCCAAAACAUGCGAGUCUUUGGAAGACCAAAUACAGACAUGUAAAUAGUAAUUCCAAAAAACUGUUAUAGUUCAAACUGUGAUAACCUUAAUGAUUGAUACAGGAGGACAUUCAGAUUUUGCUGAGUUGCAAAUAAGUUACUUUGGUCAACUAAAUCUCAUUGUAAAAAAUAUUGAAAAUAAUUUACUGACAGUUUGAUUCCUUCUAACAGAAAGAUUCAAGAAAGGACUGUAUAUCAUUAGCACUAUUGUUAGGUUCAACAAGUUGCUUGCAACUACAUCACUGUAAUUGUCUACUUCCUCUUCAGAACCUAAUACUUUCUGCUCCAAUAUUUGUGAUUUUUCAUCAUUCUCAUCGUCACUAUCAGUAAGACAACUGUCAUUUGGUGUCAGUUGUGCUUCAUCAAUAUAUUUGUCUUUUUUUUCCAUCCAAAGUAGAUCUAUAAAAGAAAUAAUUCCACGAAUUAUAAGUCCCAUCCUAUGUACACCAUUGUAUGAAUUAAAGUGUACUUUUGGGUUAUUUGAAAUAAGUAAAAUCUAUUAUUAUGGUAUAUCUAUAACCAUUACAAUAACAGAUUAUAUAUAACGCAAUUUUUGACUGAUGCAAAUUUGCUACAAAACCAUGUAACCUUGAGCCAGAUGUUUUUUUCACAAUUCAUUCAUAAAUAUCAUAUUCAUCUAUUUAUGUAUCAAACAAUUACCAAAUAUUUUUAUUGAAAGCAUUUGCCCUUGAGUUUUUUUUAUAAAUAAUCUAGAAUCUACCUUAGAAUAUAGCCCCAAAUAAAAUAAAUGACUUGCACAAGCAUGGCUAACAUACAGUUCGGAAUGUACUGAUUCACUGUAAUGGUCAAAUGAUUCAAGUUAAGUCUUCAAAAGUUGUAUAAAAAUUAAAAUACAGUUUAUAUCAAAUUAUCCUCACUCAUUGUUAAAGAUAGCUUUUUUUUAAAUGAAGCACCAUGUAUUUUAUUUUAAAUUCAAAAGCUUUACUUCCUCUUUUCAAGAAUACAAAGUUGUUUUGUGUUAUUUUUUAGAGUAUUUUAAAAAGUUAUAAAUUUCAAUGAAAAUCGCACUAAGUUUCAAUAUCAUAGUUUUUUAAGAAUGUCAAAAUUCAUAAACAUGAUUGAUCUCUGUAAUACUAUUUAAAUCUAAUAAACAGUAAGUCAAAACACAAAUUCAUUAUUUGUUCAGUAUUUUCAAUGCAUCACCCUGUAUUUUAUCACUCUUUUUUCUUGAAUGAACCUAAAAACAAACUGCAUUUUAAUGCAAUGUCCUUUUUACAAUUCAAAAUAACUAAAAAUAAAAAAAUUGUAAGAGUAAGUUCACUGUACAAAGACAACUUCUACUAAUCAUAAAUUGAAAAGAUUAAUAGCAUCUUUUGUUUACUCAAACUCUCAAUAAAUUUUAAUAUGCAUAUCUAUAGAUCUUUUGUAUCAAACUGCAAUUUUAAAUGUUUUGGGUUGUUACUUUAUAUGUUGUUACAUGAUUAUAUAAAUGUUAAGAAACUUGGUGUUUUUUAUUCUAAAAUAUCAGAAAAUAAACAUCACAAACAGGAAUUGGGUAAAAAUAACUAUUGCAUAGCAUUUGCAAUGGAGUUUUCUUGCAGAUUGAACUUAAAAAACAAAUGUGUUGGAAAGGCUCACUACUAUAUAAUUUGUGUGAAAUAAGAAGUAUACAGUUUAAGGGAACACAUUGGUUAAAGAAAAAUACAAGAGUGGUCAAUUAUUUC
Diabrotica balteata is the source of this 4981-nucleotide messenger RNA. Lineage: Eukaryota; Metazoa; Arthropoda; Insecta; Coleoptera; Chrysomelidae. The record is from the annotation of a GenBank genome assembly.